AUCUUUAAUCAUUCUGUCCCAGAAAAGUGUCUUGAAAAAAAUAUCCGAGAUAUAUCACUCAGGGACGCGCAUGCAAUAAAAAAAUCUUUCAUAGUGUCUCCCAAUAGUUUAUGACCACCAUGUAACGAUCUUACUCCAAACAACGAACAUAUGGACGCGUUCUCACGCACUACACGACGUUGCGAAUAGCGGGCAGUUCAUUUAUUGUUCAUUUUCAUAACGAAAAACAAGAAUGGCGGGGAAAGUCUUUAUUUUGUUAGUUAUUGCUGGAAUUUUAGUACAAGGUCACCUUUGUGAUGACAAAAUCAUUGGUGGUAUAAGCGCUGUACCACAUUCAGCCCCGCAUAUUGUACAUCUUGAUAAACCAAAUCUGUUUUGUGGAGGUUCUCUGAUAGAGCAGGAAUGGGUCAUCUCUGCAGCGCAUUGUUAUACCAAUCCUUCUUACUUUACUGUUGUACUCGGCGACCAUGAUUUAUCGACAGACGAAGGAACAGAACAAAUUAUCAAACCUUCAAAAGUUUUUGUUCAUCCGAGAUACGACCCCAGGACGAAAGGAUAUGACGUUAUGCUGAUCAAAUUAACGACUCCCGCCGUGUUAAACCAAUAUGUUAAAACUGCUCCACUACCAGCAGCAUACUCUCAACCUGUAGAUGAAUCUACAUGUCAAGUUUGUGGGUGGGGAAAUACGCAAGUAUCUGGGAAUGUUUAUCCCAAAGUGUUACAAUGUGUCAAUCUACCGGUGGUGCCUACGUCAUCAUGUAAUGACGUCACCUCAUACAAUGGUCUUAUCACUGAUUCGAUGUUUUGUAUUGGGUAUAUGGACGGUGGAAAAGAUGGCUGUGAUGGCGAUUCAGGUGGCCCAGCUAUAUGUGAUGGUGUAUUGGCAGGAGUUGUGUCUUGGGGAUACGGUUGUGCCUACCCCAACUUUCCUGGAGUGUACGCUAAAGUAUCUUGGACCGUAGAUUGGCUUCAAGCGAUUAUGGAACAGAACUAGGUCGUCGUAAACAAUCAUAUAACUUAUGUAUUAAAAAUCUAAAGGAAAUGCUUUGAAAAAAUAACCAAUCGAAACACACGCGGUUUCUGUGACACAAAUAUACAGAGUGCAUCUGUGUGUAACUG
Ciona intestinalis (vase tunicate) is the source of this 1119-nucleotide messenger RNA. RefSeq names its product trypsin-like. The record is from RefSeq and is a predicted model, not a curated record. Gene Ontology annotation, molecular function: serine-type endopeptidase activity. NCBI's taxonomy places the organism in Eukaryota, Metazoa, Chordata, Ascidiacea, Phlebobranchia, Cionidae. Gene Ontology annotation, biological process: proteolysis.